AUGCAAUUCUCUUUGCUUGCUUUCUUUGCGCCUCUCGCCCUAGCGUCCACCGUACCUCGGUACGGAGGCCGUGGCCAGGGACUCGAUAACGAUGUUGCAGACUUCGAAUGCGACCUUCCAAGCCCCCUCGACCCCUCCGGCGAUGGCCUUCACUCGGCCCAGAAGCUCUUUAGCUCCCAGGCCGCACUGGCACAGCAGGUAGGAAGGCACUCAGCCCUCGUCAAGGUACCUUCUAUAUGCUACGACGACCUGGGUCCCUUUGACGAGGAUCCGCGAUGGAAGCCAUUCUACGAAUUCCAUGAUGUGCUAGCCGAGACCUUUCCUCUGGUUCAUCAGCACUUUACCCGCGAGAAAAUCAACACCUUUGGCCUGCUCUAUACUUUGCCAGGCUCAGACCCUUCCCUCAAGCCACUCAUGCUCACGGCUCACCAGGAUGUCGUCCCGGUGGCAGAUGCAUCAACAUGGACACACCCACCCUUCGAUGCAUACUUCGACGGGACUUGGCUGUGGGGGCGUGGCUCCUCCGACGACAAGAACAGCAUGACCUCGCUGCUGUCCGCGAUCGAAUCACUCCUAGCCCAGGGCUGGUCCCCAAAGCGGACAGUGCUGCUGGCGUUUGGCUUCGAUGAGGAAUGUUCGGGAUUGAAGGGUGCUGGUUCUAUUGCCGCACACCUCAAGAGCGUCUGGGGUGAGGACUCACUCGCCAUAAUUCUUGACGAAGGCGGAAUGGGCCUGCAACAGAUCGACGACGUGCUGUACGCGCUUCCUGCCGUGACGGAGAAGGGCCAUGUGGACAUCUGGCUCGAGCUGCACGUCCAGGGCGGGCACAGCUCCAUCCCGUUCCCCCACACAGGCAUUGGAAUCAUCAGCGAGGCAGUUGUUGCGCUGGAGUCGCACCCGUACGAGCCCGUGCUCAUCAAGGACUCUCCGAUCUACAAUCACUACGUCUGCCAGGCACGCUACAGCCCGAAGGCGGAGCCGGAGGUCACAAGGCUGCUGGAGGAGGGCGACCUCGAGACGCUAGCCAAGGAAUUGGCGUCCCAGGACCGGCCCACCAACUUCAGACUGCAGACCAGCCAGGCCGUGGAUUACAUCAGCGGCGGGCAGAAGAUCAACGCCAUGCCCGAGGUCGUCAAGGCGGGCGUCAACUACCGCGUCGCGCCGCACAACUCGAUUGGCGAGAUAAUGACCAACGUCGUCGAGCACCUCGGCCCCAUUGUAGCCAAGUACGGCCUGGCCAUCAGAGCCUUCGAGGCAGACGACGAAUACAAGAGUUACACAGGCCAGCUGCAGCAGCAGCGCGGUCUCCCCGGCACCGCAGAGCCGGCCUAUGACGUCGACUACAACGGCACCCUGACGCUGACCUCGAGCCAGAAGACCCUCGCCGCGCCAGUGGCGCCCAGCUCCGGCGGUGACGCCGUGUGGGACGUCUUCGCCGGCACGAUCCGCCACGCCUUCUCCUUCCCCGGCGGCACGGUCGUGCCCGUGGGGGAGCUCAUGACGGGUAAUACCGACACCCGGCACUACCUGGACCUCACGCCUAACGUUUACCGCUGGUCGCCCACCCGCCAGGGCGGGGCCGAGAACGGGCAUACUAUCAACGAGCGCGUCAAUAUGACUGUGCACAUGGAGCUUGUGCGGUUCUACUAUGACUUUGUGAGGAACUUUGAUGCUGCUGAUGUGGCGAAGAAGGGGUCUGGGUCAGCAGAGGUUGAGUUGUAG
Molecule: messenger RNA, 1722 nt
Organism: Diaporthe citri
Lineage: Eukaryota; Fungi; Ascomycota; Sordariomycetes; Diaporthales; Diaporthaceae
Exons: 2
Coding region: 1-1722 (573 amino acids)
Cellular component (GO): fungal-type vacuole lumen
Molecular function (GO): metallocarboxypeptidase activity
Source: RefSeq, a predicted model, not a curated record